AUGGAAAUAAUCUUAAACGAAGCCAUCGACAAUCCGAGUGUUCAAUGGCUGGAUCCAGUUACUUCGUUUCAAUUAGAAAACACUCUGGAUUCACAUCUGGAUUUUCCUAUAACUCUAAAGGCAUUCCUAUUUUCGAGUUUUAACAAAGUUGAGAAAGAUCCUGAUUCUGAUCACUAUGCCAAUAUUUUGCUUAUCUCUUUUUAUUUGAAGAAUGUCAAGCCCCUAUAUGAAAUAUGUAGUUUUAUGAAGAUUACAGCUGUGAAGGUUUUUGGCCUCAUUGAAACCGAAAGCUUCCUGAAUGUGAGAUUUAAAACAGCUAGAGGUGUUUUGAGCUUGGUGUUUGAGUUUAUGCUCGCAGAACUACCAUGCCUUAACCCGUUUGACUGGAUAUCUCUGUUUCAUCUCUUACUAAAGGAUGAAUAG
Messenger RNA from Lactuca saligna, 423 nucleotides. NCBI's taxonomy places the organism in Eukaryota, Viridiplantae, Streptophyta, Magnoliopsida, Asterales, Asteraceae. The record is from the annotation of a GenBank genome assembly.